This is a messenger RNA of Aspergillus puulaauensis, 1377 nucleotides long. RefSeq lists its product as uncharacterized. Gene Ontology annotation, molecular function: transmembrane transporter activity. The record is from RefSeq and is a predicted model, not a curated record. NCBI's taxonomy places the organism in Eukaryota, Fungi, Ascomycota, Eurotiomycetes, Eurotiales, Aspergillaceae. Gene Ontology annotation, cellular component: membrane. Gene Ontology annotation, biological process: transmembrane transport. The transcript has 5 exons. The coding region runs from base 1 to 1377 and encodes 458 amino acids.
AUGGAAACAAACGACCAGAAGGACUUUCAGGGCUCCCAGGAAGGCACUGAGCAUGUUGAAGUCAGCCAAGAGAUCUUCUGGACUGAGGACGAAGAGAAGAAGCUUGUUCGCAAGAUCGACCUGUGUCUGCUACCCAACAUCUGGAUCAUGUACCUGCUCUCCUACAUGGACCGUACCAACAUUGGCAACGCGAAGAUUGCAGGAAUGGCCGAUGAUCUCGAGCUCACCUCCUCCCAGUACAGUAUUGCCCUCGUUGUCUUCUUCGUUGGAUAUGUCGUCUUCGAACCGCCAUCCAACAUGAUACUAGUCCGAACGCGCCCCUCCCUCUACCUCCCUGCUAUAAUGGCCAUAUGGGGUGCCCUGACAUGCGUCAUGGCCGUUGUCAAAACCUACCACCACCUUAUAGUCCUUCGAAUCGUCGUCGGGGUGAUGGAAGCCGGCUUCGCCCCGGGUGUCCUUCUCAUUAUUUCAUCCUGGUACAGACGCAAUGAGCAAUCCAAGCGCUUCGCCGUCUUCAUGUCUGCAGCCAUCCUGUCCGGGGCCUUCGGCAGUCUUAUUGCAGGUGCCAUCACUGGAGGCCUGGAGGGCUCGCACGGUAUUCGUGGUUGGCGCUGGCUGUUUAUCGUCGAGGGUGCAGUUACGACUGGGUGGGCAAUCAUCUCCAAAUUCCUGCUUCUCGACUUCCCAGCUACCUCGAGCCAGCUUAGCGAGCGAGAGAGGGAAAUCGCCGUUGCCCGGUUGCAGGCAGACACCGUUGUUGUCAGGCGUGGCGACGAGAAGAUGGGAACUAUGCAGUCUUUCUUGCUGGCCCUGAAAGACUGGCGGACCUGGGGGUUCAUUAUUGGCUACAUGGUCAUCGUCGGCUCCUCCACCCUGACCUACUUCUACCCAACGCUCGUCGCUGGUCUCGGCUACAGCGACCCUGUUCAAGCGCAAUACAUGACCGUCCCCAUCUACGCCUUUGCCUUCGUCUGUACUGCUAUAACAAGUCUCUUCGCCGAUAAACUCGCCAACAGCCGGGGCGUCAUCAUCGCUUCCUGGCUCGCCUUCUCUCUGGCGACGUCAAUCGCAGUCUGCGCAGUCUACAACUUCGUUGCGCGAUAUGUCCUGCUCGUCCUCAUGGCCGCAGGGCUGUGGGCAUCCAACGCCGUAUCGCUGAGUUUUGCGUCCUCGGCAUUCGGGUCCAUGGAUGCAGAGGUGCGCGCUGUUGCGCUGGCGCUGGUCAACGCACUGGGCAAUCUGGCGCAGAUAUAUGGCGCGUAUUUGUUUCCCGACGACGAUGCACCGAAGUAUCUCAUGGGCUUUGGGGUUAUUUCUGGGAUGUUGGGGGUUGGGGUUUGUGUUUAUGCGGUCAUGCAUGUUCUUUUGGGGCGUUGA